AUGGGCCUCCUGAAGACCGUGUUCGAGGUCAAUCUUGGCCUUUUCGGGGGCGACGCUGACAAGGGCCGCUCCAAGGACAAGACGUUGAUCCUUUUCGUCAUCCGCGACCACGUCGGCGCCACCCCGCUGUCGAACUUGACGGCGACGCUGACGGCGGACAUGGAGAAGAUCUGGGCUGGUCUGUCGAAGCCUCCUCAUCUUGCCGACACCAAGCUGACCGACUACUUUGACCUGGACUUUGCCGCGCUUCCGCACAAGAUUCUUCUGCCCGAAAAGUUCGAAGAGUCCGUGAUCGAGCUUCGCAAUCGUUUCACCGACCGCACCCGGAAGGACUAUGUGUUCCAACCUGCGUACCACAAGCGCAUUCCUGCCGACGGCGUGCCGUUCUACAUGGACGGUAUCUGGCAGCAGGUGCUUGAGAACAAGGAUCUGGACCUGCCGACACAGCAGGAGCUGCUCGCUCAGUUCCGAUGCGACGAGAUUGCGACUGGCGUCAUUGAGCUGUUCAACUCGAGUGCAAAGGCGCUGCGCAAGCCGCUCGAGGCUGGCUCGGUCGUUCUCGGCCUCGGCGCCUCGAUGGGCGACUGGCUCAAGGUAGCCGCGACCAACUUUGACGCCGCCGCGUCGCGCUACCACUCUGGCGUGUACCAGCGCAAGCGCCUCGACCUGUUGAACACGCUGCACGCGGUGCUUCUGCCAAUGUACCUGAACCAGCUGAAGAAUGCGCGGAAGCAGGCGACGACGCAAUUUGCGGAGGGCAUCGCGACCUCGCUCAAGGCGCCGAGCUACGAUUUUGCCGAGGUGGUGUCACGGUGCACGCGUGAGGCUCGCGAGACCUUUGUCGAGACGGCGAAGGAGGCGACUCUCGAGGGCAGCGAGUGGGACUACACGACCGAGCUCGACAGCCUGGACGAAGACCUGCAGACGAUCGCGGACCGAAGCCGCGCGGACGAGACGAAGAAGAUGGUGAACGGCAUCGAGCGCACGGUGAAGCGGCAGCUUGCCGAGCCCGUCGAGCUCGCGCUCAGUAAGCCCAACAAGGAGAUGUGGGACACGGUUCUGUCGUCGUACAAGACGGCGACCGCAAGCGGAGAGAAGGCGUAUCGAGCCAAGGCGGCGAGCUACAACUGCACCGAGGACGAGAACCGCGCCGCGCUCUCCACCCUACACAGCCGCGCGUGGCUCGCGCUGCGCAAGAAGCUCGAGGAGCAGACUGCCGACACGGUCGUGCUCUCGACGCUGAGGGGCAGCUUCGAGGACCGGUUCCGGUACGACGACGCUGGCGUGCCGCGCGUGUGGAAGCCCGAGGACGACCUGGACGGCGCCUUCAAGAAGGCGCGCGAGGAGACCCUCGCCCUGCUCCCGCUGUAUGCGACCGUGAGCCCGGUGGAGGAGAAGCUGCCUGAGCUUCCGGAGCCGGACGCGCUGGACGUGGACAUGGACCCCGAGGCGUUCGACCCCGCGACGGCAUGGACGCUAGUGAGCCCGACGCGGCUACGCGGCCUCGAGGCGCGCUUCAAGCGCGACGCGGACGCAGCCUACGUCGAGGCGAAGCGGAGCAUGGUCUCGAGCAUCUCCCAGGUGCCGUUGUGGAUGUACGGCGCGCUCGUCGUGCUCGGGUGGAACGAGGCGAUGGCCGUCCUCUUCAACCCGCUGUACUUUGCCAUGCUGCUCGUGGCUGCCGCGUCGGCGUAUAUUGUCCUGCAGCUUGGACUGGCCGGCCCCCUCUUCCAGAUCGCACGCACUGUCACGGGAGAGGUCAAGCGCAUCGCGACGGACAAGAUGCGCGAGGCAUUCGCUGAGCCCCAGCAGCAGCGCGUUGCUGUCCCCGUCGCCGUCAAUGCGACGGAGAAGAGGAGAGAGGUCCGCCGCGGACCCUCGGUUCAUGAGCUGGACGAGACGAGGCUCGACACCAAGUUUAUGGAGAAGUAG
Molecule: messenger RNA, 1932 nt
Organism: Trichosporon asahii var. asahii CBS 2479
Lineage: Eukaryota; Fungi; Basidiomycota; Tremellomycetes; Trichosporonales; Trichosporonaceae
Product: membrane organization and biogenesis-related protein
Exons: 1
Coding region: 1-1932 (643 amino acids)
Biological process (GO): endoplasmic reticulum membrane fusion
Cellular component (GO): endoplasmic reticulum
Molecular function (GO): GTPase activity; GTP binding
Source: RefSeq, a predicted model, not a curated record